This is a messenger RNA of Phanerochaete carnosa HHB-10118-sp, 496 nucleotides long. RefSeq lists its product as uncharacterized. The transcript has 5 exons. Bases 29 to 451 code for a protein of 140 amino acids. Gene Ontology annotation, molecular function: catalytic activity. The record is from RefSeq and is a predicted model, not a curated record. Lineage: Eukaryota; Fungi; Basidiomycota; Agaricomycetes; Polyporales; Phanerochaetaceae. Gene Ontology annotation, biological process: nucleotide metabolic process.
UUUCCUCGAUUACUCCCUGCAUCUCAGCAUGGCUGCCAAGUCCCUCGCAUCCUGCAUCUUCUGCAAGAUUAUCAAGGGCGAGAUCCCAAGUUACAAGCUUGUGGAGACAGAUCUGGUCUACUCUUUCCUUGAUAUCGGUCCCUUGUCGAGGGGACAUGCGUUGAUCAUCCCGAAGUACCACGCUGAGAAGAUGCACGAAACUCCGGACGAGUAUCUCUCCGCGACUCUGCCUGUCGCGAAGAAGAUUGCGCUCGCCAUCGGCGCGGACGACUACAAUGUCCUUCAGAACAACGGAAAGCUCGCACAUCAGGAGGUCAACCAUGUCCACUUCCACGUCAUCCCCAAGCCGAGCGAGUCCGACGAUGAGGGCCUGGUUAUCGGCUGGCCGACUCAUAAGGUCCCGCAAGAGGAUCUGAAGAAGCUCCACGAAGAAAUCCUCCUCAAGUUGUAGCAGUGUGUAAAUGAAGAAUAAAGAUACGUCUGAAUGUAAUGUAUA